UAUAUAGUCUCCUCUUUAACCAAACUAGCAAAUUAAAGUAUAAAAAUUUAUACCUCUCUAGCUUCCUCUUCAUUCCAAUAAUGGCAUCCCCAAUAAAAACAAUUGUAAUUUUGGUUCAAGAAAACCGAUCAUUUGAUCAUAUGUUAGGAUAUAUGAAAUCCAUCAACCCCGAAAUCGACGGUGUCACAGGAAAAGAAUCCAACCUUUUGUCCACCACAAACCACGAGUCAAAACGCUUGUUUCACACGAACAAGGCCGGUUUCAUCCAACCCGACCCUGGUCACUCUUUUGAAGCCACUUAUGAGCAAGUCUUUGGUGUAGAAUGGACCGAAUCGAGUAAUGGUGUAAACAAAACCCCUACAAUGGAUGGUUUUGCUCAACAAGCCGAAAAGGUCCAACAAGGCUUGUCUGAGGUGGUCAUGAGUGGGUUUGAGCCCGAUUCUUUGCCCGUUUACAAAGACUUGAUAUCCGAAUUUGCAGUUUGUGAUCGAUGGUUUUCGUCUAUUCCCACUUUAACUCAACCCAACAGAUUAUAUGUACAUUCGGCAACUUCAUAUGGCGCGACAACAAACGACAACAAGAUGAUGAUAGAAGGGUACCCACAAAGGACCAUCUUUGAGUCACUUGAAGAUGAUGGUUAUUCUUUUGGAAUUUACUAUCAAUUACCUCCUUCUACUCUUUUCUUUAGAAACUUGCGAAAAUUGAAAUACAUAGACAAUUUCCAUCAAUUUGAUCUACACUUCAAGCAUCAUUGCGAGAAAGGGAAACUACCAAACUAUGUCGUUAUUGAACAAAGGUAUUUCGGUAUCAAAGCUAUACCAGGAAACGACGAUCACCCAUCACAUGAUGUAUCCGAUGGUCAAAAGUUUGUAAAAGAAGUGUAUGAAGCAUUAAGAUCAAGUCCACAAUGGAACGAAAUAUUAUUUGUAGUCUUGUACGAUGAGCAUGGUGGUUUUUAUGAUCAUGUUCCAACGCCUCAUGUCGGCAUUCCAAAUCCUGAUGGUCUAGUUGGUCCUCCGCCUUAUAAUUUUCAGUUUGAUCGACUUGGUGUUCGUGUUCCAGCCAUCCUUGUUUCUCCAUGGAUCGAACGUGGGACAGUGUUACAUGAGCCAACAGGGCCACACCCUACAUCACAAUUUGAACAUUCAUCUAUUCCAGCUACUGUGAAGAAGAUUUUCGGUCUAAAAUCAUAUUUAACAAAACGAGACGAGUGGGCUGGCACUUUUGAAGGGGUAGCAAACAGAACUACCCCAAGAAACGAUUGCCCAGUUACAUUGCCAGACCCCCAAAAAAUGCGAGAGGAUGAGCCAGAUGAGAACGAAAAACUAAGUGAGUUUCAACAAGAGUUAGUCCAAUUAGGUGCUGUCUUGAAAGGAGACCAUAAGAAAGACACAUUCAAUCCUCAGAAAUUAGUUGAGAACAUGACUGUAACUGAAGGUGCAACUUAUGUGGAAGAUGCGUUCAAGAAGUUUUGUGAUGAUUGUGAACAAGCUAAGAGAGAUGGCAAAGACGGGUCUCAUAUCGUUUGUCUAGAGGAACCGGUAGUUCCUUCUCCAAAGAAAUUGCAAAGAUCAUUUACACAAAAGUUGUUUUCUUGCUUGACUUGUGAACAUUAAUUUUUUAUUAUUAUUUUUUGUUAAUAUUGAGUUUGGUGUUUCAUUUUGAUUGUUUGUAUUUAAGUUUCAUGUAUCUCAAAUGAUAAUUUAUUCUAUUGUUACUAAAUAAAAGCACAUAAUUUCAGUU
Erigeron canadensis is the source of this 1743-nucleotide messenger RNA. Its product is annotated as non-specific phospholipase C3-like. Bases 81 to 1616 code for a protein of 511 amino acids. The record is from RefSeq and is a predicted model, not a curated record. The transcript is spliced from 5 exons. NCBI's taxonomy places the organism in Eukaryota, Viridiplantae, Streptophyta, Magnoliopsida, Asterales, Asteraceae. Gene Ontology annotation, molecular function: hydrolase activity, acting on ester bonds. Gene Ontology annotation, biological process: phospholipid catabolic process.